Molecule: messenger RNA, 1243 nt
Organism: Ixodes scapularis (black-legged tick)
Lineage: Eukaryota; Metazoa; Arthropoda; Arachnida; Ixodida; Ixodidae
Exons: 5
Coding region: 108-821 (237 amino acids)
Molecular function (GO): protein binding
Source: RefSeq, a predicted model, not a curated record
CGUGCGGGCGUUGAGCCGAGCGCGCUUGAACGCUUGAACCCGCACACUGCAGCGUCAAAAGCAGUGUGCUCUGAUCAUCUGGUCAGUGACUCCUUUGACCACUUCGAAUGACGGUCCUUCGGCUGCUUAUCCUGAGCGUUUUCGGCGUUUCGGUAACGCGCUGUUUCAUAUCGUAUCAUGUCCUAGAGCAGUGUCCCAGCGGCGAGGUUUCCCUCGACUUGUCCGACAGCCAAGGCCGGUCGUCGGUGGUGGUCACCCUGAGCAAGCACCUGCCGUACCCUGGGGACUCCUCCUGCAACCUUACCAUCAAUGCGCCCUGGGCAGAUGGUCUCCUUUUCGUCGUUCGCAUGAUCAACAUGCGUUGGGACAACUCCCGCUGCCUCGACCACAUGAAGCUCUCUGACAAGAACCAAGUGCUGCUUGCCCCACUCUGCUCCGCAAGGGCCAUUGGGACGCGCUUUGUUGCCAUCCCCGAGAAGCAGGUCAACCUGGAGGUGAAGACCCACCCAUCAAGCCCGUCCCGCAACUACACAGGUCUCAAUCUCGCUUUCACGGGAUACGUGAAUGAAAUCCGCUGUGACCUCGAUGAGAUGUUCCUGUGCCAGAAGACAGGGGUCUGCAUCUCCAAAACCCUGCUGUGUGACCAGGUGGACCACUGCGGUGACCGCAGCGAUGAACCCCAAGACUGUGAGUACCACGGAAAGCCGACGUGGAUCGACUGGGCUCCCCUCCUCUCGUGGUGCGUCAUCUGCGCCCUCUUUGGCGGAGCCUUCUUCAGGGUCUACUGGAGGAAGCGGAGACUUCAACUGAAGGAACAAUGAGAAGACAGAGAAGCGGCAAGACUGCUGAGGACACAGUCAGGGGCAUUGCCAGUGCACACGAAAAGAACACGGAGCACUUGCAGUCGUCGACAGAAUGAGAACAGCAGGGUGCGUGUCUUUCGAACGCUUGACCUCCAGCACGCACUGCAUGCCUUCCACAGUGUUUUUAGUUGCACGCAGGCACUCGAGGUGCGAGAGAUGCCGAAGCAUUGAUGGAAGUAGGAAGCUCACGCUGGAGGCAGGGCAACCGAAGCUCCUCCCUGCCGUACUCACCUUGUCAGCGACUACAGCUGGUAUUUUUACAAAAACUUUUUCACGUGCCAAUAUCAUGUUUUGGGAGAAUUGUGGUUGCGUGCCAGUGUGACAAUCUGCUUGUUUGAAUAAACAAACUGUGCAGGAGUCGCACUAAAACGGAGUUCUUA